Coregonus sp. 'balchen' is the source of this 1470-nucleotide messenger RNA. NCBI's taxonomy places the organism in Eukaryota, Metazoa, Chordata, Actinopteri, Salmoniformes, Salmonidae. The record is from the annotation of a GenBank genome assembly.
AUGGGAUUGAGAGGGUGUUCCCGCUAUAAGAGGGCACCGCUACCCAGCGCUGAGCGCAUCAUUUACGCAUCACCAGACCAAGCUGUAGAGGUACAUGGAAUUCUAUCUCUCUUCAUCAAUCAAGAAUUCACUGCACACAGACUGACUUGCCAUAAAGAAAUGGAUUUUACUGCACUUUUUGGAGACCAAGAUCAAUGUAAAGGUAGGCUAUGUAAAUAAUUUUCAAAUGUUCCGGUUGUAGGCCUAUGUUACAAUUGUGACAGUUAUAUUUUAGAGCACAAAGAAACAAACAAAAACAUAAAGUUAUAAUAUAUAGAAAGAUAUCCAUUGAUUUAAACAGAAAUGCAGAUGAAAACGAAACGAAAACAUACGGUACACUUCGUUUAAUAAUUCCUCAAUUGUCUUUAAUAAAUUUCUAACGCUAUACCGGUAUUUUAGGCUACUUAAAUAAUAAUCUAUGAAUCAUAGAUUAGCCAAAUUUUAAUUUCUCAAAAUUGUUGUUUUUGUUGUUGUUUAGACGUGAGGAAUGACAAUGGACGUUCAUCACCCGAACCUGAGAGAAGCGGGUUUACAGAGGGCCAAAGGAAACGCAAAAGAACCAUCUUCAGCCGCGCGCAAUUGUCUGAGUUAGAACAAGCUUUCGCUCUGACGCCGUACCCAGACAUCACUCUCCGUGAACGCUUGGCCGCACAUACGCAUCUACCUGAAAGCAAGAUACAGGUUUGUGAAGUGAUAAUAACUAAAAGUUAGUUAUUUACACUUUCUGUAUAUAUAUAUAUAUAUAUAUAUAUAUUUUGCAUUUAGGCUACAACAACAUAUUUACCUGACUCUACUCAUUUUUCACAGGUGUGGUUCCAAAACAGACGGGCAAGAAGUAUCAAGAGUGGAAGACUCACCAAAUCAACUAAGACUACUUUUGGAAGAGGUGCAACAUGCCAACCUCGCCCAAUGGUCCCCUCCCCUGGUCCCUCCUUCACCCCAACCACAAUGGGGGAGAUGUUCCGACCAGACCAGAUUCAGUGUGAUGAUGGUCAGCAGUUCUACUCUGACUGGAUCCGUCUCUACAGCAACCCUGUGUCUCAUCAGCCUACACCGGUCUCCCCAAACCUGGCAGAAUCCCUACUGUGGGAGGAAGACCGCCGAUCUCACCUGGGAUCUCUUGCUACUACCACUGCACCCAUUGGAAGGCAAGCACACUCCUCACGGCCAUUCCGGGAUGGGUUCAACCAGCCCUGUGUGGGGACCUCAGGGUAUAGGAACUUUAAUCCACAGACUCUAGCUGAGUCACAGGCCAGAUAUGGUCAUCAAACCUCAGUGGACCAGGUUGUCCCUUCCCAUCCACAGCAGAUGUACUGGGAUGUGACUCAAGGACAGGGUCAUCAUACUCAGGUGGGCCCCCAGACCUCAAUCGGAUACAUUUCGGACCUGAUCUAUAAUGCUGCUAUUGUCACCAACUUCCUGGAGUUCUAA